Molecule: messenger RNA, 690 nt
Organism: Penicillium atrosanguineum
Lineage: Eukaryota; Fungi; Ascomycota; Eurotiomycetes; Eurotiales; Aspergillaceae
Product: Yae1 family protein
Exons: 1
Coding region: 1-690 (229 amino acids)
Source: RefSeq, a predicted model, not a curated record
AUGGCAUCAGCACACACAGACUCGAGUUCCGCCCACUCGGCGCCUCCUUCCCCGGCAACCACAAUGUCCGCCCAAACUGACAUUGUAAACCCCGCAGUCGACAACUCCCUUGACGACAUCUUCGGUUCCUCCCCAGAGCCAGAGAGACGAUCAGAGAUACGCGGCUCUGAAUCAACAAACGAACCCUCCGACCUCCCCUCUCUACGCCGGCAACAUGUCACAACUGGCUACCGUGACGGUGUCGCAACAUCUAAAGGCCAACACGUCCAAGAAGGCUUCGACGCCGGCUUUCCCGUUGGCGCACAGCUGGGUAUGCGGGCAGGCACAAUCCUCGGAAUUCUAGAGGGGAUUACGCGUGGACUGGAAGACCGCUCGGUCGUGAAGAAACAGGCGCGGGGUACGAAGGAAUCCAGCGAUGCGGGGAUAAAAGCGCGUCGUGCGACACGAGAACUGGUUCUCAAACUCUAUACGCAGGCCAUUGCGGCCCUGGACGUGCAGAGCGUGUUUACAGGCGAGGAGAACAAUGAAGCAGGGGAGAUGGCGGAGACAACACUAGGUCGGAAGGGGGACAAGGUAGUCUCAAAGUGGGAGGGCAGGGUUGCCGUGCCUAGAUGGGAGGAGAACAUGGAGACGCUGGAGAUGAAGGAGAAGUCUUCAAGCCAGGAGCAGGGCGCGGGGGAGCGCAGCUGA